GAGUCUGCCUAGUCUGCCUACCAACUAGCAACCUACCCACUGACCCAGGCUACGAACAUAUGCGCUUGACAUAAACUAAACCCAAUUGUCGCGAUCGGCUAACAAUACCAGGAAGCUCAUGAAAGGACCAAUAAGCGGAAGAGGCUCGACACUAAUGGACCUUUUUUUUUCACAGAUCCAUGAUACGUAUCUACUUGUUAUCUUCUUGUUUGCUUUUUUUCCAGCAGUUUUUUUCUUUUCAGCCGAGCCUCUGAGGUCCUCUGAUGGAAGCACCUCUUUAUCAAUAGUGCAAAUACUCAUUUGAUUGUUAUUCUUUUUGUUUCGCAUUUCUCUGUAUAUAUUACUUCCACCGCCCCUCGUCUUUGUCGAUCAUUUACUAAAGAUUCUUCCUAUUCCGGUCCAUCAGAUAUUUUUAUCGCCCUUGGAGAACAUGAAUGAGAUUGAGAUCAGCCCAGUCGAUCUGACCGAUGCGAUUGAUGUUGAUGAAUCUCUGGUCCCCGUUAGGGACAUCAAACAAGCCAGCCAAAGCAAUGUAGAUUUUGAUGGCCUACUGGCGACGCCUCUCCUCCUCCAGGAAGAUCUCAAAGAGGGCUGUGGAGGCCAACUAUGGCCAGCCGGCAUGGUUCUUGCCAAGUAUUUGUUACGUCAGCAUCGCUUUAGUCUUGCCAAUAAAUCAAUUAUUGAGCUGGGCUCUGGUGGCGGCUUGGUUGGGCUGGCAAUUGCACGGGGUUGUCAAAUCGGUCCCUCGCCUGUGUUCAUCACAGAUCAAGCGCCGAUGUUAUCCUUGAUGGAAACAAAUAUCAAGCUUAACAAUCUUUCGGACCUUGUUACAGCCAAUAUAUUAAACUGGGGGGAGCCAAUCCCCGACUCCAUUCCACAAAAGCCUACGAUUAUACUUGCCGCCGAUUGCGUUUACUUCGAACCAGCAUUUCCUUUACUGAUAUCGACCCUGAAAGAUCUGCUUGGUCCCGAGUCAAUAUGUUAUUUCUGCUUCAGAAAACGUAGACGCGCUGAUCUCCGGUUCAUGAAGAUGGCGAAAAAGCUGUUCAUUAUUGAUGAAAUUCAAGAUGACCCUGAUGCGCAAACAUACCGGAGAGAGAACAUCUUCCUCUACGCCAUGCGCCCGAAAUCUAGUCAAAGAACUAUACAAAGCUUAGCAGCGGACUAGAACUGCAUAUUAGUCUGAAUUUGGAAAAACAUAUGUCAAUUGGCCACUGCCUCAACCCUCCAAAGUUGAUAGACCACUGUCCCGAGCAUAUACUACAAUUUCAAUCCAUAGC
Messenger RNA from Aspergillus aculeatinus CBS 121060, 1280 nucleotides. RefSeq lists its product as uncharacterized. The record is from RefSeq and is a predicted model, not a curated record. NCBI's taxonomy places the organism in Eukaryota, Fungi, Ascomycota, Eurotiomycetes, Eurotiales, Aspergillaceae. Bases 431 to 1168 code for a protein of 245 amino acids. The transcript has 2 exons.